Cydia strobilella is the source of this 1863-nucleotide messenger RNA. RefSeq lists its product as uncharacterized. The transcript has 6 exons. Gene Ontology annotation, molecular function: protein binding. The record is from RefSeq and is a predicted model, not a curated record. Lineage: Eukaryota; Metazoa; Arthropoda; Insecta; Lepidoptera; Tortricidae. The coding region runs from base 49 to 1374 and encodes 441 amino acids.
CGCGUACGCAUGUUAUAGUGUCAGUUAGUUUACGAGUUUUGCGGGUGUAUGUUUUUAUUUGUUUGUUGCCAUAUUUCGGAGCAACUAUCGUUGUAUCAUCAGCCCCAUAACCCAGGGCCAGUCGAGAGCGCACCGCAGUCGCCGGCGGAAGAAAUUCUGUCCAAAGAGCUGCCGCCGCCUUAUCGGGAGAACGAGGAUGUCCCCGACGAUCCACAAAUAUAUGAGCCAAAUCCCAUCCCACCAUGCGAAGUCCUAGACCUGCUAGCCAACUGCAAGAUCCCGGGCAUUCCGGCCCAAUCCGACGUCGAGUACGCAGAGAUCCAGGAACAGCCGGUGCAGGAGAUGGGUCUGUGGCACUCCACGCCGCUGGCUCAUCGGCACAAGUCUAAGAUAUCGCUCACGUGGGUGCUGAAGGAAAAUGCGGAGAACACGAAACCUCAGAACGACGUCAGAUACCAGCGCCAAUUCGAAGACCGUUUCAAAACCACCAAGCUACGCGAAACCAGAGUCGUUGGUCGAAACGAGUACUACCACAACCUUCGGUUCCGCAGUGCUUGCGAGGAGUUCGUAAGUCAAGACACGCUGUCAGACGAGACCAGUACUGAGGAGUAUGUGAGAAGGAAACACAGGCAUAGGCAUCGGAGGAAGAAGAGGAAUCAGGAGCGGUUCGGAUACGAUAUCAGGGAUUUGGACAGCUUCUUGAGUGAGGCAUCAAUAGACCAUCCAGGCAACAUUCCAGUAGUAAUCGCAUAUCCAACAACGCUGUACCAAACUCAGAAAGACCUGCAAAGAGAGGUAACGCUGCCGCUCGGUACGGUGGUCAACGCGGUGUUCAAAAACAAGCAGUGGUUGUACGUGCAAACUCCGCACGGGGACGAGGGAUAUGUCGUAUACAGCGCGUGUCUGCCGCUCGGGAUACUGCCUAAUAGGACAUCCCAAAAAAAGACGCCAUGCUGGGAAAGCAGCACAGACAUCUACCCUCGACCUUGCGGCAACCUAACCGACAACGAAAAAGAACAACUUCGCACCCGCACCCGCUCCGAAACCCGCUACAAACCGCGCAAGCAGCGCUGCGCGGAAAAGGACUUUGACUCCUUAUACUUAAGGACCAAAUCAGUUUGCUCCAAUAUAGACAACAUAGAAAAAAAGUCUACCAUAGACAAAAGAAAAAUAAAAAGACAGACGUUGUUAGUAGUGAAUAGUGAUCAUAAAGGAAGUGUGUUGAACAAAACGUUGACAGUGAGAGAGGGAGAUGUAGUAGUGUUGGUGGAAAGGGGAGAGACUGAUGUGGAUGCGGACUGGUUCUAUGUGAGGAAAAGAGAUGGCAGUCAGGGCUUUAUACCGGCCGUUAUAGCAGGUCAUGGGUAUAUUUAAAUUAUUGUAAUCUUAAGUAUAGUCUGGCACACACAUCAACUUUGUCAGUAGGAAAAGGCGGGAAAUUAAAAAAAAUGUAAGCGCAGAGUUCUUCCCAUUGAAAAUUUAAAUUUCGCCUUUUUCUACUUACAAGUUGGGUGUGUAUAAAAAUAGUCAUCAAAAUUAUCGUCAGAUCUGAAGGCUCAAGUUAUCAUAAUGUUUACUCACUUCUGACGUGUAGCGCCCUUUGAAUAUCAAUAGAUACUUAGGUCAAUGUGGUCAAAACCGCAGUUGCAAAAACUUUUCGUAUUGGUAACAUUUAAUAAUUGGGACAGGUAGUCAUCAUUGUUUCUUUUAUCAUUUUGACUCCUAACUUAGCCAAAACGACGUUGAAGUUUAAAAUUCAGAAUUUAAUUUGAGGCUUUUACCACCUAGAUAUCGAGUCGAGAUGGGAGAAGUUUAAGACUAACUUUGCAACCGGGCAUAAUUGAUAAGUUAUAUGCAUUUAUA